AUGGAUGAAAAGUUAAAUACCAAACGAAAUGGAGCUCCAAAUGAAUUGCCAACUGUGAUUCCGGUUUUCUAUUGUAUUGACCCUUUUAAUGUGCGCAAGCAAACUGGGAGCUUUGGAGCUGCAUUUGAUGACCAUGAACGUAAUUUCAAGAACAAAGUGGAAAGCUGGAGACUCGCUUUGACAGAAGCUGGGAAUCUAUCUGGUUGGGAUUCAUCAAAAAUUAGACCUGAUUCCGUGCUUGUUGAAACAAUUUCCGAAGAGACUUUGAAGAAACUGAAUGUUGCAUCAUCUCGAAUUUCAAAUGGGUCUAUUGGACUGGAUUCAAGAAUCAAGAAAGUUAUGUCUUCGUUAUGUAUUGACAAGAUGCCAGAUUUUCAUAUGGUGGGAAUUUGGGGUAUGGGAGGGAUUGGUAAGACUACCAUUGUUGAUGCCAUUUACAAUCAAAUUUCAAGUCAUUUUGAAGGUGCUUGUUUCCUUCAUAAUGUUAGGGAAACAGCAGUUAAGGGUGAUCUACUUCAUUUAAGGCAAAAGCUCUUUUCUAAGCUAUUGAAUGAGCAAGUUUCUGAUGAAGGGGCUCUUACUAUAGGAUCUUCUUCUUUUAUUAGUCAUAGGCUCCAAAAUAAAAGAGUACUUGUUGUUUUAGACGAUGUGAAUGAUCCAGAACAAGUGAACAUCUUGUUUGGAGGGAUUGAUCCUCUUGGUGGAUCAGGAAGUCGAGUAAUUAUAACAACUAGAGACAGACAGGUCCUUAAUUCUCUUGACAUUGAAGCGGUUUAUAAGGUGCAGAAAUUAGCUCAUGAUGAAGCUUUUAAGCUUUUUUGUCAGCAUGCCUUUAAGGAUCAGCCUUCAGAAGAUUUUGUUGACUUGUCCAAUAAGGUUGUUCGUUAUGCCAAAGGCGUUCCUUUAGCUUUGAAAGUCUUGGGUUUGUCAUUACGUGGCCGGAACAGGAAAUACUGGGUAGAUGCACUGAAAAAGCUCAGAAAUGUUCCGGAUUCAAGAAUUCUGAAUGUCUUGAAAAUCAGUUAUGAUGGACUGGAUCCUGAAACGAGGGAAAUAUUUCUUGACACUGCAUUUUUUCUCACUGGGGAUAGCAGGGAUGUUGUAACAAGAGUGCUAGAUGAUGGUGAUAAAUAUUCUUGUAUAGAUUCUUUGAUAACUGAUCUUGUUGACAGGUCUCUCAUUACCAUUUCAAAGUCUGGGAAGAUAAAGAUGCAUGAUUCAUUGAAAGAAAUGGCAUGGUAUAUUGCUCGACAUGAAUCUAAGAAUCCGAAGAAAAGAAAGAGACUAUGCUGUGUAGAGGAUGUCUGUAACCUCUUGAGAGGAAACGAAGUAAGAACAAGAGGAAGUGAAAUGAUUAGAGGUAUAUCCAUUGAUUUGUCAGGAAUGAAUAAGUUGAGCAUAAAUCCUAACGCAUUUGUGAAUAUGCCUAAUCUAAAAUUUCUGAAAAUCAAUGGACAUGCAUCGGAAUUACCCUGUGACCUUCAGUUCCUUCCUAAUGAGCUAAGGUAUCUUUCGUGGACUGGAUACUCACUGAAGUCCUUGCCAUCCGCAUUUUGUACUGAGAGACUCGUUAAACUUAGGAUACGUAAGAGCAAUGUUGAGCAGCUAUGGAGUGGAACCUGGAACCUUGUCAGCUUAAAAGAGCUAGAUCUUGCUUAUUGUAAGAACUUGAAAGAAAUUCCAGAUCUUUCCCACGCUAUAAAUCUCGAAAGCAUUAAUUUCUUCAAAUGUGAAAGCUUGGCCGAGAUUCCAUCAUCCAUUGAACAUCUCAACAAGCUUAAAUCUUUGGGUUUGUGUGGUUGCAAGAAUCUCAGAAAACUUCCAGUCAACAUUUGUAAGUUGAAUUCACUUGAGCAGCUUUUUCUAGAUGGCUGCUCAGAACUCGAAACAUUUCCAGAUAUCUUAGAGACCAUGGAAAGCUUAGAGGUACUCAAUUUAAGCAAUGCAGCUACAAAAGGGCUGCCUACCUCAAUUAAACUUCUAGUAAGGCUUAAACGUUUGGGAUGGACCAAAUUUGGAAAUCAAAUUCCAGAUCCCAUGGCUCUCUCAGUUUCUUUAUCAGCAGAUUUACGUGUAGUCGAAAUUCCUCAAGGCAUUGGUUGUUUAUGCUUAUUAGAGUACUUGGAUCUAAGUGGGCAUGAUUUUGAGAGCAUACCUGCAAGCAUCGAGCAACUGUGUAGGCUAAAAGAGCUUAAAUUGAACUAUUGUUUGAGACUUCAAUCAUUACCUGAGCUUCCGGCGAACCUAGAAAGGUUAGAUGCACAUCAAUGCAGUUCAUUGAAAUUAUUAUAUAACAGACCAUUCUUCAAAGCUAGACUCUCUGGGCAAUAUAUAUUCACUGAUUGCUUCAAAUUGAACACACAACUGAUAAUUCCACAACUGGCUCUAGAAUAUAACCAAAUAUUUCAGCAACAAGAAAAGCAGGAUGUUGAAGGGAAAUUCUUAGUUUCUUUACCUGGGUCUGAAGUUCCAGAGUGGUUCCACCAUCGAAGUAGAGCAUCUACGGUCAUAAUUGAUCCGAUUGGUAGCAAUUUCUUCAGCCUUGUUCUUUGCUUUGUCAUUGCAUCUGAUUGCAAGAGCGAUGAACUUUUUGAUGAGUUUGAAAUAGUUUAUUCAAAAACCAAACCUCUUCUUUCUUGUUGGCAAUACAAAUCUUAUGCAGAGCAUAUGAUCCUACUAUAUCUUAGAGAAACAAAUUAUUCUAUAUGGGAAAAACUCAGUGUUGAGGAGCUGAUCAUUGAAUUCGGCAUACGCCCUAUCUUUCAGAGCAGAAUAAAUGUGAAGAGCUGUGGGGUUCAUGUGCGGGAAGGAAAUCCCAAGAUAACUUUCAAGGAACAAGUACCAGAUGCCAAGAGAUUGAAAAGAACAAUCCACUGAAGAUGCCAUAAAAUAGGCAAUACUGAGAGUUCUUGUCCAGAUGAUGUAAUGAGAAUUUAUGAGUUUGUUCUCUGUUAUGAAAAUUCAGAUUUUCCCUCAAGUACAUCAAACAAAAUGAAAUUUUGAUCAGAGUAAAGGGUUUUCUUUGACAACCCACAAAGCAUUUGAUGUUGUAAGAAUAAAAGUAAAGAGACUGAAGAAAAACAGAAAAAAUUUCAGCCAAGCUAUGGCCAAAGUAUGGCUUCGUAGUUCAUGGAUUAAUGUCCUCACUAACCGGGUUGUAUUCUGAAAUCCAUUAUUUUCCUUUAUUGACCUUUCAUUCAAUCUCUUGUCUCCUCAUCUUCCUUGGAUAGCUUCUCCGUCAUCACUUCAGUCUCUGUCAUUUUUCCUUUCUCCACUCAGCUAUCCACCUCCACAGUCACAUAAACCUUCAGGUAGUUUUGAUCUGAUAGGUACUUUGCCCACCAUGGCUGAUCUUCAUUUCAGCUGAUUGCUUUAUGUGGAGAGUGAGCUUUCAAUAUGAAUUUUAACAUAAUCAUGCAAAAUCAUAAAUUGUAAAAGAAAAAUGGGUUUCCAUAAGCCAGGGCCUAAUAUUUUGAAGCUACAGGUUCAAAAAUCAAGAAUCCUUCUCUUUAUUGAGCUGCAGAAGCAGCUGACCAU
This is a messenger RNA of Carica papaya (papaya), 3537 nucleotides long. Lineage: Eukaryota; Viridiplantae; Streptophyta; Magnoliopsida; Brassicales; Caricaceae. The record is from RefSeq and is a predicted model, not a curated record.